Cynoglossus semilaevis (tongue sole) is the source of this 1077-nucleotide messenger RNA. It is a transcript of the gene coxfa4l3, whose product is annotated as chromosome 5 C15orf48 homolog. Bases 219 to 476 code for a protein of 85 amino acids. The transcript is spliced from 6 exons. Gene Ontology annotation, cellular component: respiratory chain complex IV. NCBI's taxonomy places the organism in Eukaryota, Metazoa, Chordata, Actinopteri, Pleuronectiformes, Cynoglossidae. The record is from RefSeq and is a predicted model, not a curated record.
CAGCCGGAGAAGUUCCUGGCUAAUCCAGGAAAUGUUCAUAUUUAUGGUAAACUGGUAAACUUAAACCUAGUAGGAAGCUGUCUGUCUACGUGCCUCUCAUCUCGUACUGCCUCACUCUCAUCCUGCCUACAUCAGUCCGCCUCAUUGGAUGCUCAGCUGAGUCACUGAUAACACUUCUGCGCCACAACAGAUAAACUCUCUGAACUUGAACCUGAAAAAUGCCUGGGUUUUUUCAGUUGUUGAGAAAAAGGAAGGAGCUGAUUCCUCUGCUUGGAUUCAUAUCAUUUGCAGCCACGGGAGCCGUCUCUGCUUCGCUCUACUUCCUCUUUACUAAAAGUGAUGUCAUACUGAAUAGGAGCAACAAUCCAGAACCAUGGGAGAGAAUCGACCCAAAUAAACCACAAAAGCUUAUCACCAUCAAUCAGCAGUGGAAACCAGUGGAGGAGUUGGAGAUGGUCAAGAGGUUAACUAAGUAAAAUAAAAUGGAGGCAUCUGCUUUAACGACCUGGCCCACAGUGUGCUGACCUGCUGCCCCCCCAUCAGUCUAACAGAAUGCUCUCUGCACAAACUGGGAAAGUUUGAUGCUCAGUGUGCGGAGAUGCUUCUGCUGCACUGGUGGGGUUUCACCCUGCUGCACCUGAGGACAUCCUCUAACAGAAGUGCAGUAGAUCAUUACAGCACCAGAAGAUCUGUACUGGCUGAGGCCUGGGCGGUCAUGCAGUACCUCAGAUGUUUGUGUGAAGUAUUUGUGGAAAGAUGUUUUCUAAAUGUAAGCUGACUAAAUAUUGCACUGUAUACUGGAUUAAAUUAUUAUUGUAACCCUUGUUUGUUUUUACUGUCAGUCAGAAACACUCCUUAUCUUGUCUCCACUAUAAUUUUUAUAGCCUGCUCUGCCCCGCCCUUGAACACAUGCUGGGCACUGAGAUAGUAUUUUAAGCUCUAGGUUGUCCAGGAAACCUUUCCUGCAAUGUGCAAAUAACAAUGUGUGUUUUUGAGCUAUGAUAAGUUGUUGGAUUAGAAUUAUUGAAUAGGCAGUGCCAGUAAUUCUGCCCAUGUGUAAAAAAAAAAUUAAAUUUA